This is a messenger RNA of Nerophis lumbriciformis (worm pipefish), 1137 nucleotides long. The record is from RefSeq and is a predicted model, not a curated record. Lineage: Eukaryota; Metazoa; Chordata; Actinopteri; Syngnathiformes; Syngnathidae.
AUGUGCUUUGUGGGUUUGAAGAAGGCGUAUGACCGGGUCCCCUGGGAGAUCCUGUGGGAGGCGCUGAGAGAGUACAGGGUGGACGACUUCUCACUCUUCUCAGCAUUGACUGCUCACAACAAGUUCCAGCAACAUCACCGUGAAGACUUGGAGGAGCUUGUUGACAUAACAGCAGCGCUUGGUGGAGGACUUAAUGAGAUCUACGGAGGGGAUGCUGAUUUCAAUGGAACAUUUAUAACUCUUGGUGGCUUUGUAGAAAUGGACAAGUAUAGAUAUCUGUACUUUGUCAUCUUGUUGACAUUAUAUAUUCUCAUCCUCUGCACUAACUGCACCAUUAUAUGUCUAAUCUGGAUCCACAGGAACCUUCAUGAGCCUAUGUACAUUUUCAUUGCUGCUUUGUCACUCAACUCUCUUUUGUUUGGCACUGCUCUCUACCCCAAACUUAUUAUUGAUGUUUUAUCUCAAAAACAGACGAUUUCUCAUUCUGCUUGUCUGUUUCAAUAUUUUCUUUAUUACUCAUUAGGUAUUUCAGACUUCUUACUGUUGUCAGCCAUGUCUUAUGACAGGUAUGUGUCUAUCUGCAAACCUCUGCAGUAUCCAACUAUCAUGGGAAAACAAGCUGUUAUUGUGCUCUUGUCUUUGGCCUGGUUUCUACCUGCAUGUGAGCUUGCAGUGGCAACUGUGGUUAGUUCUCAACAAAAACUCUGUGAUUUUACAACAAAAGGAACUGUUUGUAACAACACAUUUUUUAAGCUUCACUGUGUAAAAUCAACAUUUCUUAACAUUUAUGGUUUGUUUAUCAUGAUAAAUGCUGUUGUUUUUCCUGUGAUGUUCAUCCUUUUUACGUACAUAAAGAUAUUCAUAAUAACUUAUCACAGUUGUGUAGAAGUGAGGAAAAAAGCUGCAGAGACAUGUUUACCUCACCUGAUGGUUUUAUUCAUCUUACUUUGUUUAGUUUUAUUUGAUGUCAUCAUAGCUCGAUUGGAAUUAAAUAUUCCAAAAGGUGUACAGUUAAUAAUUACUUUACAAAUACUUGUGUACAGUCCUCUGUUCAAUCCAAUCUUAUAUGGAGUGAAAAUGAAGGAAAUCUGGAAACACAUCAAGAGAUUGUUUUGUCUGGUAAACAAAGGUACAUGA